Molecule: messenger RNA, 1294 nt
Organism: Photinus pyralis (common eastern firefly)
Lineage: Eukaryota; Metazoa; Arthropoda; Insecta; Coleoptera; Lampyridae
Product: START domain-containing protein 10-like
Exons: 7
Coding region: 230-997 (255 amino acids)
Molecular function (GO): lipid binding
Source: RefSeq, a predicted model, not a curated record
UUUUGCUUUCAGUUUCCAUUCCACACGAAAGGUUAGAGCGAGUGAAUGAAUACAAGUUGUAAUUAAACCUAAUGAAGGUUAACUAAUGGAAUCACUGUUAAUAUUUUUAAAUUGGGAAGCAAUGUCCUGAUGCGCGUAGCAUUAGGUAUCGACGGCGCAUUUAAUUCAGAUUUGUGCUAAAUGCUAAACGAUGUGAAACGGCAAGAACUUCAUCCUUCAUUUCGCGGUCAUGGAGGUAGGAGUUGUGAAAAUCGCUGAGGACAGCGACUUCAAAAGGCUUAAAACGCUUAUAGAUGACAAUACAAAUUGGAAAUUGGAUUUCCACAAAGGCGAAGAUACGAAGGUCUGGACCCAAUCAUUGCCAGGAUGUGAUUUUAAAAUGGUUAAGAUUUACGCAGUAUUCCACAACACAACCUCAGACACACUGUUCGACGUCCUACACGAUCCCCAUUACAGAUCGCGCUGGGACAUGCACAUGAUAGAAUCCACGGAAAUCGGAUACCUUAACCCCAACAACGACGUAGGCUACUAUUCCAUGACGUGUCCCGCCCCACUGAAAAACAGGGAUUUCGUCCUUCAACGCUCGUGGCUCGACACCGGCGACGAAAAAAUGAUUCUCAACCAUUCCAUCCAUCACAAAAGCUACCCGCCGAAGAAGGGGUUCGUCAGGGCGCUGUCGCACCUGACAGGCUUUUUAAUACGCUCGCUGCCUAACGGAUGUGCAAUGGGAUACAUCUCCCAAACGGAUCCCAGGGGUAAGCUACAACCGUGGCUCGUCAAUAAGACUACGCAGAUAUUCGCACCGAAGAUGAUCAAGCAUAUGAGGAAAGCGGCCGAAGGUUACCCCACGUGGAAAGCGAUGCAGAUAAACCCCAACUUUAAGCCUUGGACUUAUCCAGAGCAAACUUUGGAGUCGACCAGGAUAAGCAUUGAUGACUGUAUCGAUUCGCUCAAAGGCUCAUCUAGUUCUCUUACCAAAGAUCGUGAUGACGACUGAAAACUAUUGGCAUACCUUCAUCACACAUUUACAUAUUUAGAUACCAAUGGCAGAGAGGUAUAAAAGUGCACUUUCAUUGUUGCAAUUUAGCGUCAUACUUACCAUUUUCGUCGAUCGUUCAGUAUUGUUACUACUAGUGUUCCAUCAGUAUUGCGAAUUUAAACGGUAAAAAGUGAGUGAAUCUGUAGAAGCUUGCUCAGGAAGAAUGACGCAUUUAAUGGUAUUUUAAAGUAUUAUAGUAUUUAUAUAGACAUAUUUAAAGUUGUUCAAUAAAUAUUACGGAAGCGUUUCACUUUA